Molecule: messenger RNA, 3296 nt
Organism: Aegilops tauschii subsp. strangulata
Lineage: Eukaryota; Viridiplantae; Streptophyta; Magnoliopsida; Poales; Poaceae
Source: RefSeq, a predicted model, not a curated record
UUGCAAACAACCAAAAACUUACAACUCAGAAAACACGGUCUUCAUAUUUGCACAAGGCAUGCAUGUGAAUUCAGUGCCAGAAAUCCAAAGGCGAGAAACAAUUUAUUGCAUAAUUCGAAUCUACACAUGCAGACAGUCAAACAAAAGAUGAAAAGGCCUUCUAGUAUUAAUAUAUUUUUUCUGUCAUUUAUAUAUUAAGAUUGCAAGCUCAACAGAAAUUUUCACAGCAUUUCAUCUAUAAGAUUAUAGCAGCUUGACAUUUACAAAGCAUUGUUAAAAUUCUUCAGCCAUGCUAAAAUUUUCAGGUAUAUUUCGACAACAUAGAAACGAAAAGUACACAGGAAGUGUCGCCUACAACUUUUAGAGUUGAAUUGAAUGGCCAUUAGUUUGCUCACUAUUUUUUCCCUCUUUUCCUGUAGUGCUGUGCAGCAGAAUCUUCUGGGCAAGUCCAGUUUCAGACAAGUAACAUGGCUUUCCUGCCACUGCUAGUUGUUGCAGUCAUGUUGCACUUAGCCUCUACAUCAGCGCAGUCUGGCCCCGGAUGCAAAACACAAUGUGGUGAUGUCGACAUCCCUUAUCCGUUUGGUAUUGGUAUUGGUACUGGCUGUGCUAUUAGAGACUUUGAGAUCAUCUGCAGGAGGACUGCUAAUGGAAUCUACAAGCCAUUCUUGUUCGUUCGGAAUGUGGAGGUUCUAAGCAUCUCAGUGCCCUUCAGUCAAGUCCGAGUUUUAUCCGACAUCUCGACAUACUGCUACAAUACAAGCACAAGAUCAAUGGUACAGAAAGCUUGGUCCCUUGACUUCUCACGAAGCCCGUACCGCUUCUCCUAUCUACACAACAAGCUCAUAGUUAUUGGAUGCAACACGCUCGCAUACAUCAACAACUUGGGAAGCACUGCAAAGUAUACGACAGCGUGCGCAGCAGUGUGUGAGAGCCCGGCAGCACUGACAAACGGUUCUUGUGUUGGCGCAGGCUGCUGCCAAAAUGAUAUACCAAAGGGUCUAAGGGGCUAUAUGUUCACUUUUUAUGAUGUUUACAAUAAUUCCAACAGUACGCUUUUCAACCCAUGUAGCUAUGCCGCCAUGGUGGAGACAGAGACAUUUAGUUUCAGCUCGGACUUCAUAACCACUACAAGGUUCAAUGAUACUGACGAUGGGCGGAAGCCACUGGUGCUGGACUGGGUGGUCGGAAAUGCAACUUGUGAAGUGGCCAGAGACAUGCCUUCUUACGCGUGCCAUAGCAGGAACAGCAUGUGUGUGAACUCGACUAACGGCCAAGGGUAUCUAUGCAACUGCACCGACGGAUAUGAAGGGAACCCUUACCUCUUUGACGGAUGCAGAGGCAAGUUCAUUUCUUUACUUGAUCCCUAUGUCAAUGAAUGUCAGAAGAAUUCAAGUAUAUGCCCGAAGUCUGCAACAUGCCACAACACUAUAGGAGGGUAUUAUUGUUCAUGUUCUCCAGGCAGAAAGUUUGUAAUGGAAACAAAAUCUUGUAACCCAGACAUCACCCUAAUCAUAGGCAUUAGCAUUGGCGUUGUCAUUCUAGUGAUUAUCAUCUUCUGCAUACGUGUAAUAUUUGAGAGAAGAAAGCUUGCGAAUGUCAAAAAACAGUAUUUUCAGCAGCACGGAGGGAUGCUAUUGUUUGAGAAGAUGAAAUCAGAUCAGGGACUUUCAUUUACAGUGUUUACUGAAGCAGAACUGAAACAAGCGACAAAUAAAUUUGACGAAAGCCAGAUUCUUGGACAUGGAGGCAAUGGCACUGUGUACAAGGGAAUAAUUAAGGAUAUCACUGAAGUGGCAAUUAAAAGGAGUGCAUUGGUUGAUGAUAGGCAGAAGAAGGAAUUUGGCAAAGAAAUGUUGAUUCUUUCCCAGAUCAAUCACAAGAACAUUGUCAAGCUAUUGGGAUGUUGCCUUGAGGUGGAAGUCCCCAUGCUAGUAUAUGAGUUCAUCCCAAAAGGAACAUUGUUUGAUCUUAUUCACGGCAAGAACAGUAAACCGCAUCUCCCUUUCAGUUCUCUUCUAAGGAUCGUCAAUGAGGCAGCUGAGGGGCUUGCAUUUUUACAUUCCUACGCAAACCCACCAAUUCUACAUGGUGAUGUGAAAACCUCUAACAUCCUUCUUGAUGAGAAUUACAUGGCAAAGGUGUCAGAUUUUGGGGCAUCUAUAAUAGCACCAACUGACAAAGCCCAGUUCGUCACAAUGGUUCAAGGGACAUGUGGUUAUCUGGACCCUGAAUAUAUGCAGACAUGUUGCUUGACAGACAAAAGCGAUGUUUAUAGCUUCGGUGUUGUUCUUCUAGAGAUCCUAACAGGGGAGGAGCCACUGAAACUUGAGGGUCCUGAGGUAUGCCGGAGCCUGUCGUCGAGUUUCCUGCUGGCUAUGAAGGGGAACAAUCUUGAUAAUAUGCUCGACAAUCAAAUAAAAGGUCAUGAGAAUAUGGAGUUGAUUGUAGGGGUAGCAGAUCUAGCUAGGCAAUGCUUGGAAAUGUGCAGUGACAAUAGGCCCUCGAUGAAAGAGGUAUCUGAGGAGCUUAGCAGAUUAAGGAAGUUUUCGAGGCAUCCUUGGAUACAGCGUGAUACUGAGACAGAUAGCUUUCUCGGUCUGAUUGAAACAGAACAAAGCUCUGAGUGCACAGAGAAGGAUGAAAGAAUGCCCAUAAAUCCAGGCAGUUUUUACCUUAUGAGGUGAACGAAAACACAGCGAAUUUUAUGCUUUGGCACUUUCAUUGUUCAUUUAACCUUCUCCUCGUUUAGUUGUAUGUUGCAUUUUAGUGUAAGACUCUCUUGGACCCUUGGGUAUUACAUAGAGACACCAUAAUUUAGCAAGAAUAAAUGUACCAUGGUACAAAAUGGGGACACAUCCAGUGCUACCUAUUUGAACUUGUGCGAGCUUUCAUAGAAGUUUCCAAAAUCACUCAAAGAAGAUCAAUGGACGACUGGGUGUGAAAAUGUGAUUGAGUUUGGUAUUGAAACUGUGCUAUUAUGUCAAGUGAUUUACUUUUCCUUUUUCAGGGAAGUUUACUGAUUUACUCGGUCGUGUGGGCUGGGCUCACUCGCUUGGUUGGAUGUUCCAAUACAAGGAAAUGUCAUCUUGACUUUGUCAGGGUCUCUGCACUUGCCAUGCCGCCGUUAUAUUCCAUUUUUUCAUGAGAAUACAUACAUCACUUGCUAGAUUCUUUUAUUUUCGCCGUUAUAUUCCAGGACAUGAUGUGUUCUAGGUCCCUAAACUACAUUUGGCUUCUAAACACAUAAUAAGAUAAGAAAUAGAUAGAAUAACAAAAUGCAGAGACAUACUUCA